GAUGUCAGAAAUUCAACUACGUGAGCUUGUUUUCGGAGAGGCAAUUGGAAGAGGCUCCUUUGGAUUCGUCUGUAAAGGAACCUAUAAUGGCGAUGUGGUUGCUAUUAAAACCGUAGAGGGGACAACUGAGAAGAAGGAUAUUGAACGCGAGGUAUUUUAUUUGGCAAUGGUCGAUCAUAGGAACAUCAUCAAAUUAAAGGGUAUAGCGACCGAUAACAUAAAAACCCACUUAGUUAUGGAAUAUGCCGAAGGCGGAAGCUUGUGGUCCUUCUUACACGAAAGCGAGACGACAUAUACACUUGCACAAGGUAUAAGCUGGUUACGUCAGGCUGCGGAAGGACUCGCUUAUCUACAUCAGCUAACACAGAGAUCGGUUAUUCAUCGUGAUGUGAAGCCCCUCAAUAUGUUGCUAGACGGCACAAAAAGCACUUUGAAACUUUGCGAUUUCGGGUUUGUCAGAAAUGUGCAAACCCAAAUGACAAGUAGACUGGGUACUUGCUUGUAUAUGGCACCCGAGGUUUUCAAUGGUCAACGAUACACUGAGAAAUGUGAUGUUUAUAGCAUGGGCAUUACAAUCUGGGAAGUUCUGUCGCGUAAGAAGCCGUACUAUGAACAAGAUGGCCUUAAACCAGUCAAACUCUUAAGACAAAUUGAUGAUCACGGGUUACGGCCCUCACUAAAAGAUUUAAUUUUUGAGUGUCCUGAGCAAAUACAAACUCUGAUGCAAGAAUGUUGGGAUAAGAACCCCGAGAAGCGUCCCUCCAUGCAGGGUAUUGUGGAAAUCUUAAAACAGUUCUAAGCAACUUUCAGGAGUUGACAGUAAUUACUAAAACAUUUAAUCCAUAUGUGUGAGCUAUUUAAAUAAAGGAU
Messenger RNA from Drosophila novamexicana, 870 nucleotides. Its product is annotated as mitogen-activated protein kinase kinase kinase 7-like. Gene Ontology annotation, biological process: JNK cascade; positive regulation of canonical NF-kappaB signal transduction; protein phosphorylation. NCBI's taxonomy places the organism in Eukaryota, Metazoa, Arthropoda, Insecta, Diptera, Drosophilidae. Bases 2 to 799 code for a protein of 265 amino acids. The record is from RefSeq and is a predicted model, not a curated record. Gene Ontology annotation, molecular function: magnesium ion binding; ATP binding; MAP kinase kinase kinase activity. The transcript is spliced from 5 exons.